AUGAGGGCAGCCAAGAGGUGUAGGUCUGAUGGGACCGCCGGACGCAGGGCACGGAAAAGGGCACGCGAUAUCCCGAAGCCCACCCAGGGCGAUCUCAUCAGCAGCCUUCCCGAUGACAUCCUUGAGGCCAUCAUCUCCCUCCUCCCCAUCAAGGACGGCGUUCGCACGCAGGUCAUCGCCCGGGGAUGGCGUCCGCUCUGGCGCUCCAUGCCUCUCGACCUCGACGGCACCGACAUCUGCUCCAACAAAUAUAAGCGCAUAUCCGUCGUCUCCGGCAUCCUCCGCGACCACCUUGGCCCGGCCCGCCGAUUCACGUUCGAAAACAUCUGCCUCCGCAAAUCAAGAAAAGGGCACGCCAAGGACGACGCCCGGAUCGAGAGCUGGUUCCACUCCCGGUGCCUCGACAACAUCGAGGAGCUUGAUAUCAGCUUCCGGCUGUUGGGUAAAGCAGAUGUGUCCAGGAACCGGUACCCGCUGCCAUCGUCGGUGCUCCGCUUGGCACCAACUCUCGUUGUGGCCGGAAUCGGCAUGUGCAGAUUCCCAAGUGAGAUUGCACCUUGUCUGAAUUUUCCCCUCCUCCGGGACCUCACUCUGUGGAGUCUUAGCAUGUCGGAGGAAGCCUUGCAUGUGCUGCUCUCUGCCUGCCAUGUUUUGGAGACCCUAUUUCUGCAGGAUAUUCGUGACGUCGACUGCCUUCGUGUUAGCUCUCCAACUCUGAGGAUCAUCUGGUUCAUCCCUACUCAUUUGGGGAGACAAGGAUUGGUUAUCGAGGACGUCCCUCACCUUGAAAGGCUACUUUGUCCAGCCUUAGAUGGUGAGACUAUUCGAGUACAUAAGGCGCCUAAACUGAAGAUAUUGGGCCCUUUGUCACCCCACGUUUCCAAAAUCGAGAUUGCAAACCUAAUCUUGCAGGGAACGAUCCCACCCAGCUUGAGCCAUUCGAUAUGCACUGUGAAUAUUUUGGCUCUCAAGUUUGCUGGCCCAGAUUUGAAUGCGGUUCUCAAUAUCCUCCAGUGCUUCCCCUGCUUGGAAAAGCUCCAUGUCAUUAUGCAUCAGUAUGAACCCCUGAAUCCAAUCAAAUGCCUUGAGAGCCACCUCAAAGUACUGGUGUUGAAUAAUUACAUAGGCGACGAGGAAGAUAUUGGCUUUGCCAAGUUCUUUGUUUCAAAUGCGAAAGUCGUAAAAGAAAUCAAAUUUGGAGUGUCUAAUGAGAUUGGCAACGAUAGGAAAUGGAUGAGUAAUCAAGUCACGCUGCUAGAGGUCGAAAAUAGAGCUUCUCAAGACGUUCGGUUGAAAUUCAGCACUGGUUAUUCUCACUUGGGGACCUACGUGGAUACAAGUGACUUACCAAUUGCUGACCCCUUCGACAGUCGUUUUAACUUUGCCAAUGGGGUAGAUUGGACUUGGCGUUUCGUUUUCUAG
This is a messenger RNA of Triticum turgidum subsp. durum (durum wheat), 1422 nucleotides long. The record is from the annotation of a GenBank genome assembly. NCBI's taxonomy places the organism in Eukaryota, Viridiplantae, Streptophyta, Magnoliopsida, Poales, Poaceae.